Molecule: messenger RNA, 2063 nt
Organism: Lolium perenne
Lineage: Eukaryota; Viridiplantae; Streptophyta; Magnoliopsida; Poales; Poaceae
Source: RefSeq, a predicted model, not a curated record
CGCGCGCGCCACCAUCAAUUCGCGUGCUCGAAACCUGCUCGCGUUUUCUCCCUUCUCCACGGUCGGUCGCGGCCGGUCCCGCCGCGCCGUGUGGAGUCGCGUGGGCUGCGGCGAUGGCGACGGGGCAGUAGUUCCGAUCGAGCAAGUCAACAGGGCUAGCUAGAUCUCUCCGUAUAUAGCACAGCCCCACGGCUGAAGAUUCUGGCCGCUGCUGCGAGAGAGAGAGAGAGGGGCUAGGAAGGAGAGGUAGCAUGCCCAUGGAUAGCGGGAGGAAGCAGGGGGUGGUGGCGAUCGAGUGCGUGGCGGGCGGGUCGCGGGCGGAGGAGUGGGGGCCGGGGUGCAGCGAGACGGUGCAGACCGGCGACGUGGUGGAGGAGCUGCUCAUCGGCGUCGGCGGCCGCGGCGGCCACACCUCGCACGCCGCGCCCUUCAAGGGCGGCCGCGCCGCGCUGCAGAAGCUGCUCCACGCCGCCUUCAAGCGCGGCGACACCUCCGUCGAGGUGCGCGCGCGCCGCCCCGCCCAUAGGCCGGCGCGGCAGCAGCAGCAGCAGCAGCUGGAGAUGGACAGCAGCGGGGAGCUGGUGAGCCCCACCUCCUCCGAGUCGUCGGUCGAGACCACCACCACCAGGAUGCAGGCCUGCAUCGUGCCGCAGGUGGCCGCGGCCGGCGGUGGCGGCGGCGGCGGCAUCGUCGGGAUGGCCAUGCCCGGCCGCAGCAGCCGCCACUACGUGCUCCGGUCCAUCCGCGACCCCAACUACGCCGUCGGGCUCGUCGACCGCAUGGAGAGCGAGUGCGUCGCCUUCCGAGGGUCGAGGAGCUCCAGGGUGGUGUGCGCGCUGAGCAAGGCGCAGCUGCAGGACGGCUAUGUGGCCUACCCGUGGGAGAAGAAGAUGAGGGAGAUGCUCCCGGUGCCCAAAUCCAGCAGCUUCCUCUCCAUCCUCGUCCUCCCCACGGCGCUCGACCGCGCCAACUCCCGCUACAACUCCGUCGACGACACGCUGGCCCGCGCCAACGCCUGGUUCCUCGCCUCCCAGGCCUCCGGGGUGCCCAUCGCCUUCCUCAACGUCCAGACCGAGGCCCUCCUCACCAAGAUCUCCGGCGACAUGGCGUCGGCGACGGUCAACUCGGGGUCGCUGGCAGACCUCCCGAACCUGGCCAACGCGAGCCUGUACGGGUUCGAGGACUACCACGGCGUGGACAUCGGCGUGGUGAAGGCGGUGCGCAUCUGGUUCACCGCGGCCGCCGGAGAAAUGCCGGUGGAGAUCACCCUCGACGAAAGCGACACCAAGCUCGGCUUCGCCAUCAGCCGCACCGAAGAGGGUUUCCUCUACAUCUCGUCCGUCAUCGAAAACGACGACGACCUGCCGGCGCCGUCGACGCGGUCGGGCAUCCGCGACCUCUACCGGGAGGCGAAGCGCGCGUCCAAGCUGCUGGUCAUCUCCAGGGUGUCGUGCCGCAAGGUCCUGCCGUGGAUGGUGUCCACCUCCGGCGCCAUCCGGUGCUUCGACACCGUCUCGCUCAGCCAGAAGCUGUCCCUGCACCGCCACGCCCUGCGCCCCAUCCUGCUCCACGUCCUCAUGUGGGACGCCAGCGCCCCCGCGCCAGCCCGCGUGCAGGGGGAGCCGCCGUGCCCGACGCCGCAGCCGUCCCCGUCAUUCGCCGAGGUGCUGCGGCAGAACUCGUUCGCCUGGGUCGAUGACCAGGACCAGCAGGAGCAGGCGGACGGCGAGCAGGGGCUGGUUCAGGGCAGGGACACCGCGGGGGACGCCUCCUUCAGAUUUCACAACUUCUCGCUGCCCAACAACUGGGUCUGAUGAACGCUUAGCUGCACGAUGCAUCCCAUCUUACUACUGCGCUACUGUACAUAUUUUACAUCUCGAUUAGUCGGUUUGUGAUGAGAAGGAACACUUUGCAGUGUGACAGCUUAUUUCGCAGAGUGAAAGCAUAGUUUUGACCCGUAAAAUAGUGGUAUGUUUCAUUUUUUAAAACACCACAUAUUACCAUGUACACGAUGGAUUGUAAGCAUGAUGCUCGUAGACAGCAAGGAUGCUAUUGUUGGAUAA